UGAGUAGCACACGAUAGCAUUGCACAGACGAAAGACAAACGAAAAUCAGAAAUGGCGACGAAUAUGUACAUGUUGUCAUUCAGCAUGCAUGAAAUGGAUAAAGCAGAUAUUGACUGUAGAAUCAAUUCGUGAACUGAUAUAUGGGAAAGGGAUUUAUCAGUUCACCAAUAGCAAUCAUGAGCGUCGUAAUAUCACCCAAAGUUUCAAAGGACCUCUACGAAGCAGCCCGAGUGGGGGAUAUUCUGGAAAUACGAAGACUGUUACAAGAUUUAACGUUUCGGGAAGCAAGGAGAGUUCUAGAACACAGUUCCAUCGUGGUCGAACCGGUACUCAACAUCGCUGUUCAUUUCAAACACGAGAAUGUAGUCCGUGAUCUUGUGGAAUACUUUGGGGUCACUGUCGACGCGAAGUCUGAUGAGGAGUCGUCACCUUUGAUGCAGAGUGUUCUUGGUGGCAAUGUGGGCAUUCUUCGUAUCAUAAGCAAGAAGCUGAAGUAUCCCGACCGAGGGUAUCCCAUACAUCGGGUAUGUGGAGGAGAAACACCGAAUGGCAUACAGGUCCUGAAGAUUCUUAUACACAGUGGAGCCAACAUCAAUCUGAAGAACCAUAAAGGUCUUACUCCUUUGAUGAUUGUUUGUCAGAAGAGAAAUUCACAGGCACAGGACAUGGUCAAGAUUCUCCUGCAGGGAGGGGCAAUGGUAAACAUUUCGUCGCCUGAUGGCAACACCGCUCUUCAUUUUGCUAUUCAACAAACGGAUGAAAUGUUGAAGGAAUUGGCUUGGGACAGACUGAAUGUGUUGAAGUGGUUGGUGAAAGCCGGAGCAAAGCUGAAGCCGAAUAACCUUGGUCUCACACCACUUCAUCUUGCUUGCCUCAAAGGCAAUGCUGAAACCCUCACGUUCCUUUCGAAUAGCUUUUCUGUAGAUGAUGCCGAGUUGGCUGACUACCAUGAACUACUAGCAUCUUCUCUGUACUUCAAUAAAAUCAAACGUGAUGGGAAAUUCUCUAUAAUAUGCAAAAUAAACGAGACCCAUUGCAAGGCAUUUAAGCACUUGGAGAUUGGCAUGAAAUUGCGAACGUCACACGAGACGCCAUUGUGGAAGUUCACCAACCAGAUACGAGAGGAGGGGCUUCUCUAUCACGUCGAGACACAAACCUUUGAAGAAUUACAUGCUCUUAAGAAUCACGGGGAAGGUCUUCUUGUGGAGUUGAUUCUGGCCAGACAAAGGGUUCUUCCCUCAAAGGCAUACGAGGAUCACCUGAUGCCCUUGAUCAUUGAGUAUUACUUAUACUUGAAGAACAAACAUCACUACAGUCAAGCAAUAUCGCUAUUGACGCACAAGAUGCGCCUGCAGCUUCAGUUAACGCAAAGAAAGUUUGAGCACACCAUUAUCUUUCUUCUCGGAUUGUUCCGAUCUUAUAGACAUAGUUCACAAUGGGCCCGGAAAGAUGAUCAGAAAAUUGCAGAGGCAGUCAUAACUUUCAUUGAAGAAUGUUAUGAAAGCGAGCCAUCGGAGAAGCGAUUUCUUCUGCGUUGGUUGUAUCUCACACAAAUGCACCUGUUAUAUCUAUGCCUCUGUAACCCGUCAAUUGGCUCUUCAGAUAUAGAGAAUAUCCGUGGAUUAACCAAGAGGUUUCUAUCUGUCACAAGAGCCAUCAAAAAGUCAGUACUAGCCACCUAUGAUCACUGUGAGGAUGCAUACCUGUUUGGAUCGUGUACGAGCGAACCCUUUCGGGCAGUGGUAGGAGACAAUUCCCUUCACGUUGCUUGCAGACACAUCCCAAAAGAUGAAUCCAACUCAAAUGACGACAGGAACUGUACUUGCAGCUUUGACCACCCAACACGUCUUUCGGCACUCCUUGAAAUACUACAUUCAUGCGGUGAGGAUAUCAAUGCCAUAAACUCUGAAGGCAAAACACCAUUGAAGGUACUCUUGGAUAGGCACUCAACGGCCAUGACGGUAGAAUGUCGGCUGGCAGUUCAGACGCUUCUGAUUGAGGGUGCCGAUCCUGACGUGAAAGACAAGCUAGAACAGACCGCUCUCAAUUCUGUUCUCGUUGGCUACCUGUCUCCAAGCUGUGACAUCACUUGCUACAUUGAACUAAAAACUGUCCUGAUACUGCUGCUCAAGAGUGGUGCAGAUCCGAACGCUCAGGACAAAAGAGGGUAUACCCUUCUUCACCACUUAAUGGAGAUCUACAACCAAGGGGUAGGACAAGGUAUCCAGAGUAGCCAUCAGACAGCCAGCGAUAACAACGGAUUCUCUUUUCAAGAAUUUGUAGAGAUUCUUCAAAGCUUCGGAGGUUCGGCGGAUCUCUUUACUCAGAAUGGCAGAUCUGCCCUUGACAUGUGCAAAGAUGAAGCCGUAGAAAGCCAGAUGAGAUUAAGGCUUCUUGACGCCAAGAGAAAUUGGAUGACUCUAGCACGGAUUGCCGGUAGAACAAUUCGGUUGCAGAAGGUUCCCUAUCGCCAGGUAGCCCCAACGACCCUCGUUCACGUGAUAGAAUUGAAGACUUGACGUUUCCGGACACAGCAAUAAUUAUGUGCACUCGAAUGCAAAUAUGAACAUCAAUAAGUAUAAUGGAAAACAAUGUUGCUCCGAAGUAUGAAGUAUAUAGCGGUGAAGUCAAAUUGAAUAGGUGUAAUGGAUGCUGAGAAAAUAAUGUAAUGUAAGACUUCUUUAAAAUGCGAUUUCUUGAUGUGCAAUAUACCCUAUUAUGAUUAAGAUAAUGAUUGUUGAACAAUUGCAUUCAUGUUUUACCAUUAUGAAUUUAAAAGUGGAACAAUUAAAAAGGAGAUAGUACGAACUGAUGGCAAAGAGAUUGAAAUGGGAGAAUGUGAAAGAGUGUGGCUCACGAUUACAUGGAUUAGGGAAAGCUGGUUGAAAAUGAAAUGAUUCAAGAGGUGCUAAAACUCUUGUCCUUGAGACCUGUGCACCUAAUGUGAAAUCUCGUCAUCAUAACCUAGCAUUAACUUAAAGAAAAAAAAUCAAACAAUCAACAUUGAUUAGGCCUACUUGUGACCAUCAUAACAGAUGGAUGAUUCAAUCACUGGGGGAUACAGGGGGGGGGCACAGCCGGCCCGUGGCCCCCCCUUUUUUUGAGAGGCAUAAGUAAAAUGUGUAAUGCAAAAAUACCGUUAAAACAGAAGUUUGCCCCCCCCCCCCCCUUCAAAAAUGAAGACCUUUUUUUCCUCGGGGAAAAUGUGCCCCCCUUUUGAAAAAUCAUGGAUCCGUCCCUUGGACUCAAUAGUAAUCAGCUUUUCAAUCCUGAUGCUAGUUAUUUUAUUGAUGUACUAAAAGAACCAUGGUUAUUCAAGAAAAUGAUAUAGUAUCUUGAAUAGUGUAGAAAUUUGAUGAUUUCAUUCAAUUUAUUUGUUGGUUUAACUUUCUUAAUAUUACACAGCAUCAGUUAAUUAAACGAUGAUAAAAUGAGAAGCAUAUACUGAAUUAUAUUUCACAUAUCAGUUGUAUAUUUUUUCUUAAAACUAUAAUGCACACAAAUUAUGUUGAUGUUGACUGAAUCAUAAUACACAAAUUUAUCUGUCAAGUAUUAUAGUUGAGAGUAGAAUAAUUCAUGGAUAGUUUCUGCGCUCUAUUUAGAUGUAAUGUUGAUUCAUGGAAAAAUGUGUAUAUGGUAGAAUUGAGCAUUCCCUGUUGGAGCUGUUCGUUUCAAAACGUGUAAUAAGUUGCGUACCAGAGAUAUAUUCUAUAUUAUAUAAUUUUUUAUUCAGAGGAUAUUUAUAUUUUCACCUAACUUUAUAGACUGCAGAGCAGGACUCUUUGCUUGAUGGCACGCCACAUGUAUAUUAUAGUGCUACAGUCAGGUCAAUGAAACAUCUCCAAAUCGACCGAUUGGUAAAAACCUAAUAGAUUUGGUCGGUUUCAUUUCAUUUCGUUUUGUUUCAUAUAAUUUCGUUUCAUUUCAUUCUAAUUUUAAUUUUUAUUUCAUUUCGUUUCUUUCUAUUCCCAACGUUAACAAUUGUUUUUAUACGUCUUGAUAAUUGUAAGCAAUAAAACAGAGCAGGUGUCCUAAGUACAAAAAUAUAGUCGACAUUAUUAUAAAAAAAGAAGAAAAAGGUUUAGAAUAGAGGUGGCU
This is a messenger RNA of Lytechinus pictus (painted urchin), 4098 nucleotides long. RefSeq lists its product as uncharacterized. The transcript is spliced from 2 exons. The record is from RefSeq and is a predicted model, not a curated record. Gene Ontology annotation, molecular function: protein binding. Bases 141 to 2519 code for a protein of 792 amino acids. NCBI's taxonomy places the organism in Eukaryota, Metazoa, Echinodermata, Echinoidea, Temnopleuroida, Toxopneustidae.